UCCAGACCUAUGGUAGGCAACAAUAUUGGUGGAAGUGUUCCCAAGAACUUUGAUCAGUGUCAGGAACAUGUCAAGACGACCGAGCAGCCAGACCAGCUGCUCCCCAUAGCCAACGUUGGGAGGAUCAUGAAGCAAAUCCUGCCGUCAAACGCCAAAGUCUCAAAGGAAGCCAAGCAAACGAUGCAAGAGUGCGUCUCCGAGUUCAUCAGCUUCGUUACCGGAGAAGCUUCCGAUAAGUGCCGGAAAGAGAGAAGGAAGACGGUGACUGGUGACGACAUCUGCUGGGCCCUGGGAACUCUGGGAUUAGAUAACUACGCCGGCCCGCUGAGGAGGUAUCUGGACAGGUAUAGAGAUCAAGAAGGAGCUGAGCUCAGAGCUAAUGGUAGCAAUAAUAAUAUUGAAGACGAGCUGAAGCUGCUGGCUGACUUGAGCACUGCUCAAGAACAAAGGUUCAUCAUGAUCAUGAACCAAGAGGACAAUCCUCGUCAAAAUAUCCAAGAGACCUAACAAAGGAUCAUCCUCGUGUCCUCGUCAUUAAUCAACUGGUGAUAGGUGACCUGCUGACCCCAUACACUUCAA
Messenger RNA from Argentina anserina (silverweed cinquefoil), 579 nucleotides. Its product is annotated as transcriptional activator hap3-like. The record is from RefSeq and is a predicted model, not a curated record. NCBI's taxonomy places the organism in Eukaryota, Viridiplantae, Streptophyta, Magnoliopsida, Rosales, Rosaceae. The coding region runs from base 10 to 507 and encodes 165 amino acids. Gene Ontology annotation, molecular function: RNA polymerase II cis-regulatory region sequence-specific DNA binding; protein heterodimerization activity; DNA-binding transcription activator activity, RNA polymerase II-specific. Gene Ontology annotation, biological process: regulation of transcription by RNA polymerase II. The transcript has a single exon. Gene Ontology annotation, cellular component: CCAAT-binding factor complex; nucleus.